UCCAGUCUGCCUGGUAAGGGCCUCCUCAACCUCUCCAAUCCACCUGCUUCUCCAGUCCCUCAACCCUAUGGGCCCGCUUGACAACUCCCCCAAGGCCUCUAGAACACCCUGCUUCUGCAUGACUCAUCAGGCUUCUCUCUGAACCGUGCGAUCUUGAGAGCAUGUUCAUCAUCAUCAAACAUGGAGAUAAUCAACAGUUUCUGGUCAAUACCAAUUGUUCUAUCCUCCAGUUACUGCUUUACACCCGCCGUAAAGUGGGCUUGACUAAAACAGACACCAUUGAUUUGUGUGAUGAAGCUGGAACAAUGAAGAUGUUUUUCCUGAUGAAGACUCCUGGAGAAUUUGCCAACAAAUUUCUUACACCUCGAAACACUUACUACGUUUGUAAGAUUGAACGUGGAGCACCAGGAACCAGACUUAUUCAUGCCUACAAAGCCUUUGUGCCCAUGCUCAAGAACCCAGAACCUGAGCUGCUAGAUACCUUGCGCACACAGUGUGACAUACUGGAGAGGAACCGAGUGAAGAUGCUCAAAACUCAAGAAGCCAAGAAGGUCACCCCAGUCGAAUCCACUGUGACUCUACCAUCCAAACCAGGACGAUCUGAUGAAGAUGGGCCUGUUGUUCGCAGAGGUCCUUUUUAUAAGACCAGAGCAGACUUCUUCAGACGGGAUAAACAUCGUUAACUAAAUAAAGUGACCAUGUGAGAGCAGCAGUACUAGGGAUGGACUUACUGGAAUUUAAUUAAUUCAUCUUAUUUUUAUUAGUGAUUUAAUAUUGACUUACAAGGCUGUAAAAGAAUAGGCGUAUAAUUAUAUACAGUUCCCACCACCAGAGUUCUGUGUCUAAUCUCCUCCAUUGGACACUUCCCUAUUGUUUAAUCCUCUGGGAGUAUGGACCAAAAUUCUUUUUGGGGUCCAGAAGGCAGGAGUUCGGGCUUGUAUAAUUGCUUCUCCACUAGACAUGGAUGAUAGCAGGUUGAUCCAUACCCCUAACCUGUUUCUAUCUUUCCAUAAUGAGGUAGGGCUCUGGAGAGGUGAGGUUCCAGGAAGCAUUGGUGAAGUCAUUCCUUUAUUAUUAUCUUUUGUUCCUUUUUCUUUCCUCCUCCUCUUUUUUAUUAUUACUUUUUUCCUUUUUGUCGUAAAGUUUCCGUUUUCAAAGGAUUCUUCCCAAUACCUGAACUAUGGAGGUAUUAACUAGACCCCAGGCCCUGCUGAGUCUUAGGGUGGGUGGGAAGGGCAUGAGGGUGCUGGAGCCUGCACUUGGUAGGUGGGGCAAGGAAAGACUGUGAGGUUUGGUACAAUGAGUCUUUGAGAGACAAAGUAAGGGGUGGGGCCUUGGCCAACCAGACUACCUCCCCUUGGGAGGCCUAGUGCAGUCCUUUACUCCUGCUGGGGCGAGUCUACCAGAUCAGUCUACCAGAUUGCUUAUCGUGCCCC
Molecule: messenger RNA, 1436 nt
Organism: Erinaceus europaeus (western European hedgehog)
Lineage: Eukaryota; Metazoa; Chordata; Mammalia; Eulipotyphla; Erinaceidae
Gene: CXHXorf65
Product: chromosome X CXorf65 homolog
Exons: 6
Coding region: 162-683 (173 amino acids)
Source: RefSeq, a predicted model, not a curated record